Messenger RNA from Colias croceus (clouded yellow), 1900 nucleotides. It is a transcript of the gene phtm, whose product is annotated as cytochrome P450 306a1. The transcript has 8 exons. The coding region runs from base 241 to 1860 and encodes 539 amino acids. Gene Ontology annotation, biological process: xenobiotic metabolic process. Gene Ontology annotation, cellular component: intracellular membrane-bounded organelle; cytoplasm. Gene Ontology annotation, molecular function: oxidoreductase activity, acting on paired donors, with incorporation or reduction of molecular oxygen, reduced flavin or flavoprotein as one donor, and incorporation of one atom of oxygen; iron ion binding; heme binding. NCBI's taxonomy places the organism in Eukaryota, Metazoa, Arthropoda, Insecta, Lepidoptera, Pieridae. The record is from RefSeq and is a predicted model, not a curated record.
CAAAUGCCCAUCCAGGUAGUCGUUUGUGCUCCAUUUUGGUGUUCUGUAUUACAUAUUAAACGAAUGUAUUAUCAUUUCAUAUUGAGUGAUACCGUCAGUUUACUGUCGCCGGGCCACGUGAUCAGAGGUCUAAACGAUUUUUUAGUAGAUUUCGUUGGCUUCGAACCGUGUCAGAUUCCAGCGAAUCUUUAUUGCAGUGAUAUCAUAUUGUCGAGAUAGAUUGCAGCUUGCCAACAAGAAAUGGAUUUUAUAUUUCUUUGGCUGGUUACUUUCGUCCUAGGCUUCUGGAUUUGCAAGAAAAUAAAGCAAUGGAAGGACUUACCUCCUGGGCCAUGGGGCCUCCCUGUAGUUGGAUAUUUACCAUUUUUUGAUCGCUUUAACCCCCAUCUUACAUUGACGAAACUAGCGAAGGAAUAUGGACCAAUAUAUUCAAUUGGAAUGGGGAGUGUUUACACGGUCGUACUUUCUGACCACAAGUUAAUACGAGAAGCUUUUGCUAAAGACAGUUUCUCUGGUCGCGCACCGUUGUAUUUGACGCAUGGUAUUAUGAAGGGAAAAGGUAUUAUUUGUGCUGAAGGAGCCCUGUGGAAAGAUCAGCGCAAAUCGAUAACGGCUUGGCUUAAGAGUUUUGGUAUGAGUAAACACAGUACGUCUCGUGAUAAAUUGGAGAAGAGGAUCGCUUCAGGCGUGUACGAGUUAUUACAAAACGUGAAGGAAGCCUUAGGAGCCCCUACUGAUUUGGCCGAAAUAGUGACGAAUUCACUUGGAAACGUAGUAAAUGAUAUUAUUUUUGGAUACAAAUUUCCACCAAACGAUGUUACUUGGCAAUGGUUUAGAGAAAUACAAGAAGAAGGAUGUCAUGAAAUGGGUGUAGCUGGUGCUGUCAAUUUUCUUCCAUUUCUUCGAUUUAUACAACCAUCCAUUCAGAAAACCAUAGAAGUUCUCGUACGUGGCCAAGCUCAAACUCAUAGACUUUAUGCGAGCAUCGUAGCAAGACGUCGCAAAAUGCUUGGAAUUGAAACACCUGAGGGAGCUGCAUACGCGGCACACGACGAUCUCUAUGACCAACAUCCCGAAGGCUUUAUCAAAUGUAUAAAAUACAGUAAAUAUUCAAGUAAUACUGAAGAGCAUUACUUUGAUCCAAACGUUCUAAUUGCUUCUGAAGAUGAAUGUAUUGUAGACAAUUUCCUCAAAGAGCAAAAGCGAAGAUUUGAAUCUAACGAAGAGUCAGCCAAAUAUAUGAAAGAUGAACAAUUGAUGUAUCUCUUGGCGGAUAUGUUCGGAGCUGGUCUUGAUACGACGUCAGUGACACUUGCGUGGUACUUUUUGUACAUGUCUAUAUUUCCAGACGAACAGGAACGUGUACGCCAAGAAAUUAUGUCUGUAUGUCCGGAUGACUCUCAAAUAGAUAUUUCAAAAUUACCUUAUUUAAUGGCAACGAUAUGUGAGACUCAAAGAAUUCGCUCUAUUGUACCAGUUGGAAUACCUCAUGGAUGCACACAAGAUACUUAUUUGGCCAAUUAUCGUAUACCAAAAGGAACUAUGGUGGUGCCUCUACAAUGGGCAAUACAUACGGAUCCCAAUAUUUGGGAGGAUCCUAAUGAAUUUAGACCUCGGCGAUUUAUAGAUGAUGAGGGUAAUCUACUGAAACCACAAGAGUUUAUACCGUUCCAAACUGGUAAGCGAAUGUGCCCUGGGGAUGAAUUAUCUAGAAUGUUGUCAGUCGGUCUGAUUACUAGAUUCCUUCGCUGCGUGAGAGUACGACUCGCAUCUGAACCACCCUCAGAAGAAGAUCUUAUGGGCAAAGUUGGACUGACGCUAGCUCCGCCCAAAACGAUGUACAUAUGUGAGCUUUUGUAGGCAUCAAAAGCUUUUUGGAACUAAUAAAAUAAUGGAUAAA